AUGAAGACUAUGAUCCUGCUGUUUUGUCUUCUCGGAACGACUCAGUCAUUACCACAGCUUAACUCUGCUUUGGAAGUAUCCCCAACAAAACUGGCUCCAGAUCAGGUGACUCCACUAACCCAACAGCAGCCUAGUCAGGUCUUCCCUUCCUUAAAUCUGAUACCAUUAACGCAGCUGCUCACCCUGGGGUCAGAUCUGCGACUGCUUACUCCUGCCCCAGGGCUGGCCCCUGGUGCCCAGAAACUGCCGCUAACCCUGGGGGCACUGAAUGGACAAAAUCAGCAGCAACCACAAAUGUUACCAAUUUUUGUAGCACAAAUUGGAGCCCAGGCUACUAUCCUAAGCUCUGAGGAACUGCCAUUGGGCUCCCAGAUUUUCACAGGCCUCCUCUUGCAUCCUCUGUUCCCUGGAAGCAUCCUGCCCACCAGUCAGUCAGGGGCUAAUCUAGAUGCCCAGAAUGGAGCCCUUCCAGGGGGACAAGCAGGAGAGAAUGCUAAUAUCCAGGCCACCCCAGAGGGCCACCUUUUGACUCCUGGUGUCACCGAUGAUGACUUUGAAGCAACUACCCCUGCAGGCAUCCAAAGGGCCACACACACUACCAAGGGGAUCACCACAGGGUCACCAAAUGGUGAAGAGACCAGUGUGCAUCAGGACACACACAGGUGGUCCUCAAACGAUGGUCAUGCCAGGAAAAGAGCCAAGUCUAAUCCCAAGCUGAAGUUAGUACACAGUCUGGCAGUAUGUGAGGAGUUCUUUACUCCAUUCGCUGAUGGGCCAUUAGAAGCCCAGGAUAUAAUUCAGUUGCACAUCAGCAGCCCCUCUGACAAAGAGGAAGAAAAUCCCAAAAAAGAUGUCUCUGAAAAGGAGGAUAAGGACAAAAGAAAAAAUAAGGCCCCAAGGAAAAUGCUGUUCAGUGACUCUAGCCAAGAUUAUACACACUCCACUGGAAUAGAUUUACAUGAAUUUCUUGUAAAUACACUGAAAAAAAACCCAAGGGACAGAAUGAUGCUGCUAAAAUUAGAACAGGAGAUUCUGGCAUUUAUUAAUGACAAUAAUAACCAGUUCAAGUAGUUUCCUCAGAUGACCUCAUAUCACUAGAUGCUAUUACAGUGGGUAGCUGCCUAUUUUGGGAUGGACCACAAUGUUGAUCAAACUGUCAUCAACCAGAAGACCAGCAACACAAAAAUCCCUGAAUGGAGAUUCUCAGAACAUAUAAAGGAUGAGAGGAAUACAGAAUUCCAACAGAGAUUCAGUCUCAAGAGAGAUGAUACCAGUAUGGACCGAGAAGAUAACCAGAUCAGAGUUCCAUUGCAGGAUGGAAGGAGGAGCAAGUCAACACAAAAGAGAGAGGAGAAAUAUCAAAGGGUCCAAGAGAGAAUUUUUGCCUGAGAGACUGGCCAGAAUGGAUAUCUAAAUGACAUCAGGGGAAGAGAAGGGCUGAGCCAAACCUCAAGCAGCUGCCAGAACAAAGACAGUGAACUCAAAUCCUUGGAGUCCCAGCCUUGGAGCAGUACAGACUCAGAUGGCUCUGUCCAAAGCAUGCAACCCCCUGUCACCAAAGCCAUCAGCUUCAGCGGAAUCUCUAUCCUCACCCAAGGUGACAGCAUUGGCAGCAGUAAAGGUGGCAGUACAGGAAGGCUCUCCAGGCCAGGUAUGGCACUAGGUGCCUCAGAAGUGUACAACCGGGUCACCUCACCCCAGUCUGUCUGGGGCCUUCUCCCUUGUACCCAGCAACAACAGCAGCAGCAACAGCAACUUCCUGCUCUCUACCCACACUCAGCACAGCCACCCUUGAAUAAUCACAUGAUCUCACGCGAUGGUCUCAGCAACCCCUUUGGACAGAUGAGUCUUAGCCACCAAGGUUCUACUGAAGCAGCUGACCCAUCCUCAGCUCUAUUACAGGCCCCCGCCCUUAUUUCCCAGCACCCUCAGCAGUCUAGCUUCAUCAUGGCUUCCCCGGGACAGCCCCUCCCCACUUCCAACUAUGCCACCUCUAGCCAUGCACCACCUGCUCAGCAAGUCCUGCCACUCCAGGGCUGUAUGUAUCCCCCUCAACAGAUCCAGGUUUCUUACUAUCCUCCUGGACAGCAUGCUAACUCCAAUUAGCAAUAUCAACCUCUCUCUUACCCGGUGGUCUAUAGGCCCCAGCAUGGUCAGCAGCUGCCUCAGCCAACCCAGAAGCCUGUACAGCCCAUGAUGCCUACUCAGCAUCAGGAGGCUUACCAAGGCAUGAUUGGGGUCCAGCAGCCCCAGAACCAGGGCCUGCUCAGCAACCAGAGGAACAGUAUGGGCCAGAUGCAAAGCCUGAUGGUUCAGUACACUCCACUGUCUUCUUACCAAGUCUCAGUGGGCAGUGACUCACAAAAUGUGGUCCAGCCACCUUUCUAGCAACCUAUGCGUCCUGUGAGUUAAUCUGUGCCAGGAGGACUCGCUGAAGCUGGCGUGCCUGUGUACUACAGCAUGAUCUCACCCAUUCAGCAGAACAGUACAAGCCCUUCGGUGGGGUUUCUGCAGCCUCCUGGCUCUGAGCAGUACCAGAUGCCUCAGUCUCCCUCUCCCUACAGUCUACCACAGAUGCUACAGCAGUACUCAGGAGUGUUACCUUCUGGACAAGGUGUGGUGGUCAUGCAGCUGAACAUCCCCAAUGGACCCCAACCUCUCCAGAACCUAUCCAUGCUCCAGUGGAAUCAUUGUAGAUAUUAUAGCAUGGACCAGCAGGGUCAGAAUCCUGGAGACCUGUGCAGUCCUGACAAACCUCAGGCCAACACACAAAUGAGCAACAACCCUGUCACUUCUCCUACUCAGUCUCCAGCACUCUGUCUUGUCACCAGCCUCAGCAACAUCUGCACAGGACUCAGUUCCCUGCCUAUCCUCACACAGUUCCCCUGGCCUGGAAGUUCAGCACAAGGUGAUGGGCGCUACUCUUUAGGCCACCCACUACAGCACAAUCUGUCCAUCUGCCCUCCCUUGCUCUGUGGUCAGUCAACACACUUGGUGCAUCAAGAAGAAAACAGAUUGAAACAUGGAAACUGGGGCAAAAGACAAGCACUCAUGUCUGCCUCCACUGACCUAUGGACAGCAGAGUUGGAUGUGACAGAUCUCCCUUAAGGCAUCACCAGUACUGAAGCAGACAAACUCUUCACUCAGCUCAUCGUGUGUGCCAAGAUCCAGUGGCUCAAAGAUGCGGGGGGGGGGGGACGGGACAACAGUGGGACUGCUGAAAACAGCUGCCUCUUGGACCUCACUGCCUUGUACACCAUCAUGGCUGUGUUCCCCAGCCCCCUGGCUGCCCAAAAUGCCUCCCUUUGCCUCAACAACUCUGUGAGUCACUUCAAACUUCAAGUGGCCAGAAAGAACUAUGACCUGAGGAUACUGGAGAGCCAGACUCCAACUGAAACAUCAGCACUCCUGGGUCUCAAGCUUGCCAACUCGGGGGCUGGGAAUACACCAUGGGUUCUCCUGGGUUUCCAGAUAGCAGCAGAUCUUGCCAUUGUCAGCCUCCAUCAGCACAUGAGCCAUUGCCUUAAAAUAAAUCUCUUUCAGCUGGGCACAGGGACGGAGCAUCUGGAUUCAGUGGUAGUGUUUGUCAGGACCUGCUUUGGGCCGACUGCGGAAGUUCCAGCCCGAGCCCUGAAAGCUCCCCACGGAGGUGGGUGGGAGCAGGGGUCCUACCGAGCCUGUGAUGACCAUCCUAGCCCUACACGUAGGAGCAGUGCAACAGCUGGGGGCUGUGCAGCAGACAGGACUGCAGAUGUGAUUUGCAGCUCCCUGCCUGGCUGUGAGCAGGCUGUGGCUGCAUUUAAAGAGAAGCAGUAUAGAUAUAAUCAAGGAAUCCACUUGGUAAACAUUAUACUGGCUCUGGCGCUGGCACCUUUCUUUCAUAUCCUACACAUGCUGCACCAGUAA
Messenger RNA from Heterocephalus glaber (naked mole-rat), 3906 nucleotides. The record is from RefSeq and is a predicted model, not a curated record. Lineage: Eukaryota; Metazoa; Chordata; Mammalia; Rodentia; Bathyergidae.